Molecule: messenger RNA, 2267 nt
Organism: Syzygium oleosum
Lineage: Eukaryota; Viridiplantae; Streptophyta; Magnoliopsida; Myrtales; Myrtaceae
Product: delta(12)-fatty-acid desaturase FAD2-like
Exons: 2
Coding region: 817-1968 (383 amino acids)
Biological process (GO): lipid metabolic process
Molecular function (GO): oxidoreductase activity, acting on paired donors, with oxidation of a pair of donors resulting in the reduction of molecular oxygen to two molecules of water
Source: RefSeq, a predicted model, not a curated record
AUCAUGGGGAAAGUUAGAUCCUUCCCCACUCAACCUAGUAUCUGUAUGACCGAAAAAACCUAGUAUUUUGGAAAAGGUCAAGCGUCUGAUUUGGUUCUAAUUUGUGGUGCUUAAGUGGGUAGGUGAUCGUUACUGUUGCUGAUGAGACGAUGGUCAAGAUUUUUGGCUCCUCUGGGUCGCAGCAUGAUUUGUUUUUUGUUUUUUUUUUUAUUCUUAUAAUGUAUUCAUUCUUUUGAGGGGAAAGAGCGGUGUUUUCUUCUUAAAGAGGGUUAAUCAAUGUGCCCAAAAAUCUCCGGGCCUCAUUUUGUUGACCGAUACUUUGAAAUUGGUUCAGUUAGCCGAGGUGAGAGGACCUCGAUUGUGACAUGUCUGUGGUAGACAUCUAGAGUCGACGCUUAUUUUGCUGCUUAGGGUGUCCAACACGUACGGCUCGUUCCUGUUCCAACUGCCGUUCUUUAGAGGCGUGAUAAACGUCGUUGCAGAUUUUGUGGAGUUUUUGGUAGGGUCUUCAUAUUCUGUGAUAGUGUCCAGCAGUAGACGGCACUUUGCAUCUCCCACCUGUAGUGUUAGGCAACUGCUGCUUUCCCCAGUUGGCGGACGAGGAGAGCAGAACCUCUUGACAGGAAAAUUUGGCAACCUGGAUUUUCUAUUAUGUCGGAACUCGUUAGUUGCUUAGCACGAGUUUAACACCAGAAGGAAGCAUGAUCAUCCCACCUUACAAAGAAAUGAAACUAGUUGCUGCCAUUCCAAAGCAAGGAUUGGCUUCAUUUCAUGUCCUGAGCGUAACCCAAGUCCAUUUUAUAGGGUCGUGGAACGAUGGGUGCAGGUGGCAAUAUGUCAGUUCGCCCGGCGGUGAAGAAGUCAGAAACCAAGCUUCACAAACGAGUUCCUUCUUCAAAACCUCCAUUCACGCUAAGUCAGCUCAAGAAAGCCAUCCCGCCUCAUUGUUUCCAGCGAUCUGUUGUUCGCUCAUUUUCCUACGUGGUCUAUGAUUUGACCAUAGCCUACCUCUUGUACUACAUUGCUACCACUUAUUUCCAUCUCCUUCCCUCCCCUCUUUCUUACCUAGCUUGGCCCAUCUAUGGGUUCGUGCAAGGCUGCAUUCUGACCGGUGUCUGGGUCGUGGCCCACGAAUGUGGCCACCACGCCUUCAGUGACUACCAAUGGCUGGAUGACCUGGUUGGCCUCGUUCUGCACUCGUGCCUCCUCGUUCCUUACUUUUCUUGGAAAUAUAGUCAUCGUCGCCACCACUCCAAUACAGGUUCCCUUGAGCGUGAUGAAGUUUUCGUUCCGAAGCAAAAGUAUCAGAUCCCAUGGUUCUCAAAGUACCUAAACAACCCACCAGGCCGAAUGAUCACACUCACCAUCACACUCACCCUUGGUUGGCCCUUGUAUUUGUUGUUCAACGUUUCUGGUAGGCAUUAUAGUCGAUUUGCCUGUCACUAUGAUCCUUACGGGCCCAUCUAUUCCGACCGGGAGCGGCUGCAGAUUUACAUAUCUGAUGCUGGUGUUCUCGCGGUCACUUAUGGGCUUUACCAUCUUGCUGCAGCUAAAGGACUUGCAUGGGUUAUGUGCGUCUAUGGAGGACCCUUGCUCGUUGUGAAUGGGUAUCUAGUGUUGAUCACUUAUUUGCAGCAUACUCAUGCAUCGCUUCCUCAUUACGAUUCUUCCGAGUGGGAUUGGCUCAGAGGAGCUCUAGCGACCGUGGAUAGGGACUAUGGCAUCUUGAACAAGGUCUUCCACCAUAUAACAGAUACUCACGUAGCGCAUCAUUUGUUUUCUACAAUGCCUCACUACCAUGCCAUGGAGGCCACCAAGGCAAUAAAGCCGAUUUUGGGAGAAUAUUAUCACUUUGACAAAACUCCAGUUUACAAGGCCGCGUGGAGAGAGGCUAAGGAGUGUAUUUAUGUCGAGCCCGAUGAAGGCGACCAGAACAAAGGCAUAUUCUGGUACAGGAACCAGUUGUGAUGACAAUCAAGAGCUGGAGCUGUGUGUCAGGAUCUGCGGUUCGGUAAUGGGUUCCCUCCUCCACACUCUAGAUUUGUAUUCUGGUUAUGUCAGAUUGGUUGCAAUUUGACUUUUAGUUCUGCUUCACUUCAAUAAUUUCGUUGACCCCCCAAAACCCCAAUUCAUUAUAGAAGGAAAUUGCAUAAGCAUUCAAGUUGAACUUUUACUGUCUUCCUAGUCUCUUCUUUUUGACAAAAUUCUGAAUGCCGUUGUGGUAGAAUCACAUUUAAAUGAUGAUGGGGAACUAAUUUUGUGUGCCA